Molecule: messenger RNA, 386 nt
Organism: Drosophila persimilis
Lineage: Eukaryota; Metazoa; Arthropoda; Insecta; Diptera; Drosophilidae
Exons: 1
Coding region: 1-273 (90 amino acids)
Source: RefSeq, a predicted model, not a curated record
AUGGUUAUGCUAAAUCCCAUUGAAAUCGUCUGCUUCUAUGUGGUGCAGCCCAUCCUGGACUAUCUGACGUAUCUGAUGCUGGAGGUGCACUAUGUGGCCUAUCUGGCCGGCCUGGCAGUCAUCGGGAUCGUCUUGGGCCUCGUCUUCAGCAUCAUAUCGGUGAUCUGGUACAAGAGCACACUGAAGGAUCUACCAGGGCAGCCAACCGUUGCUGUGGAGCAUGUUCACAGCCCUGAAGGUCCUGCCAAGAAGAAGGACCAGAAGCAGGACUAGAACAAACAGAUGAAGACUACAAGGCCUUCCGACUCUCUCUUUCUCUGUUCUACACAAAUCAUUCAAGGCGCGUCACAGAAGAAGACUACAGAAUAAAGGGCAUAAGGAAUCAA